AUGGGAGGCGGCCCCGAAAAGGAACACCUCCUCAUCGUCCUGUGGCAGCCCGAGCCCAAGGAUGUCACGGCCGAGAUUCAGCGGCGAUUCCCGCAUUUUGAGAUUAAAUACUUUCAACAACUUCCCCCCGAAGGAGGGCAGAUUGUGGACAAGAGAGGGCAGGUUCCACAGGAGCUAUGGCAAUGGGUCACCAUCCUGAUCACCCUGUCAUCCCUCCCCGCGCGCGCCGAAGAUGCUCCCAACCUCAAACUCAUCCACCUCUUCAUGGCCGGCUUCGACCACUACAGCAACCAUCCCAUCGUCACCGACAGCGACAUCCCCAUCACCUCGUCCUCGGGCAUCCACGGGCCCCCGAUCGCCGAGUGGAUCGUCAUGACCACCCUCGUCCUCAGCAGGCGCUACGCCACCGAGUACGAGUGGCAGAAGCAGCAUCACUGGGGCACCGGUCGGGAGAUGUUGGUUGACGGCACGGACUGGGUAGGCAAGACGGUCGGGAUUGCCGGAUACGGGAGUAUCGGGCGUCAAGCCGCACGUGUCUUCAAGGCUCUUGGAUCGAAUAUUCACGCCUACACGGCGGGUGCGCGCGCAACACCCGUUCCCGGAAAGGCACUACUAAACACAUGCCGUGGCCCCGUGGCCCAUGGGGCACGAGGAAAAAAAGAAUCGAGAAAGGACAACGGCUACAUCGUCCCCGGCACGGGCGACCCAGACGGCACGGUCCCGCGGGCGUGGUACUCCGGGACGACGAAGGAAUCGCUGCACGCGUUCCUGUCAUCAGGGCUGGACGCACUGGUCAUCUCUCUGCCCUUGACGCCCUCGACCCGCCACCUCUUUUCGACGCGCGAGUUCGAGAUCCUCGCCAACACGACCCACGCUGCCGACGGCACGCCCAAAAAAUCCCGCUCGGCCUAUCUGAUCAACAUCGCCCGCGGGGCCCUGGUCGACCAGCCCGCGCUGAAAGCCGCGCUCGACAACGGCGUCCUCCUCGGCGCGGCCCUCGACGUCACGGACCCGGAACCCCUCCCCAGUGACGACCCCCUCUGGGACACGAAGAACGUCAUCAUCACGCCGCAUAUCAGCGGGCACGGCACCGAGUACGCGCUGCGUGCGUUCGACGUCUUCAUGGUGAAUUGGGCACGGCACGAGAGGGGCGAGAAGAUGUUUAACCUGCUCGAUCGGCAUAAAGGGUAUUGA
Molecule: messenger RNA, 1194 nt
Organism: Fonsecaea monophora
Lineage: Eukaryota; Fungi; Ascomycota; Eurotiomycetes; Chaetothyriales; Herpotrichiellaceae
Exons: 5
Coding region: 1-1194 (397 amino acids)
Molecular function (GO): NAD binding
Source: RefSeq, a predicted model, not a curated record